Labeo rohita (rohu) is the source of this 5450-nucleotide messenger RNA. RefSeq names its product NACHT, LRR and PYD domains-containing protein 12. Gene Ontology annotation, molecular function: protein binding. NCBI's taxonomy places the organism in Eukaryota, Metazoa, Chordata, Actinopteri, Cypriniformes, Cyprinidae. The record is from RefSeq and is a predicted model, not a curated record. The transcript has 9 exons. Bases 172 to 2721 code for a protein of 849 amino acids.
GUAGAAGUGAAAGAAAUUUCAGAGCUGCUGUUCAACACGACAGUUCAGAGGAAGAAAAAGACAGAUGUACAAACACUAAGAGCUUGAUAAUCCAAAUAGCAUUCAAGUUCUUACGUGGACCAGAAGUGGCUGUGAAGGUCACGGUGCACAUCCUGAGGAAGAUGAACCAGAAUGAACUGGCUAAAGAACAAGCAUGAGCAAGUACACUAUACUCCAGUCCAGACGAGAGAUGCCCCAACUGGAGUCAAUGUUGAUAUGAAAGCUGAAACAGGUGCAAGUGUUAAUGCUCCUGUACUGACUGCAAACACCUUCGCAGGACCAGUAAACAUUUAUGCCCCAAAUGCUGCAGGAAAUGAUCAACAGAAAUCCUCAAAGACAGAAACGAAACACAAAGAAAAACAAGAGCUGCAAAACUUCUUGAAAACUCACAAAACAAAAAUGAAAAAGAAAGCAGAAUAUAUUUUUGAGGGCAACAAAGAAAAUGAAGCACAACUCAAGGAUAUUUACACAGAUCUGUUCAUCACAGAAGGAGAUAUGAAAGAUAUAAAUCAGGAACAUGAGAUUCUGAAGAUUGAUGAUGCUUUCAAGAACAAAAAAUCACAUGACAAACCAAUAAAAUGCAAUGAUAUAUUUACUGAACUGAGGACAAACAAUGAGAAAAAGACUCUGCUGACUAAAGGCAUCGCUGGCAUUGGAAAAACUGUCUCUGUGCACAAGUUCAUCCUGGACUGGGCAGAAGGAAAAGCCAAUCAGGAUAUACACUGUGUGUUCCUGCUCCCAUUCAGAGAGAUGAACUUAAUGACAGAUGAAGAUUUCAGUCUCCACGAACUUCUGCUGCAAUUUUAUCCUGAACUGAAGAACCUGGAGAAAUCAAAGCUAUAUAAGGAAUGUAAGCUUGUGUUUAUAUUUGAUGGACUUGAUGAGAGUCGUCUGUCUCUGAAUUUUAAAGGUAGGUCUCUGAACACUGUUGAGAAAAGAUUGUCUGUAGAUGUGCUGUUUACAAGUUUGGUCAAAGGGGAUCUGCUUCCAUCAGCUCUUGUGUGGGUGACAUCACGACCAGCAGCAGCCAAUCAGAUCCCUCCUAAGUACGUAGGUUUGUUCACAGAGGUGCGAGGAUUCACUGACCAACAGAAGGAGCAGUACUUCAGAAAAAAAAUCAAAGAUGAGAAUCUGGCUUCCAAAAUCAUCUCACACAUUAAGACGUCUCGUAGUCUCUACAUCAUGUGCCACAUUCCUGUGUUCUGCUGGAUCACGGCCACAGUACUUCAAAAUAUUCUCAUCAAGAACAAUGAAGAGAACAUCAGCACAACACUCACCGAAAUGUACAUUCACUUCCUGCUGAUACAGAUGAACAUGAAGAACCAGAAGUAUGAUGAACAAGAAGAAAGUGAACGUACAAAGCACUUACAAUUAAAUAGAGAGAUGAUUUUAAAACUAGCCAAACUAGCAUUUGAACAGCUUAAGCAGGAAAACAUUGUGUUCUAUGAAGAAGAUCUGAAAGCAUGUGAUAUUGAUGCGAGUAAAGACACUGAGUUCACAGGAAUGAUCGCUGAGAUCUUUAAGAAGGAAGUUGGACUUUAUAAGACAAAAGUCUUUUGCUUUGUGCAUCUGAGUGUUCAAGAGUUUCUCGCUGCAGUGCAUGUGUUCAUCUGUUACCUGAACAAAAGCAUGCAGGAGCUUCAGUUUUUCUUUGACAAGCCAGAAGAAAAUAUCACAUUGCAGAAGCUACUGCAGAAGGCUGUUGAUAAAGCCAUAAAGAGUCAGAGAGGACAUCUGGACCUGUUCCUGCGCUUUCUGAUGGGCAUUUCACUGAAAUCCAGUCAAAACCUGCUCCAAGGCCUGAUCACACACACUGAAGACACCACAGAGAGCAUCACAAAAACAACUGAAUACAUUAAACAACUACAAAAUAAGUAUAGUAUCUCAGAUGAAUCUUUAGUUAAUCUAUUUUACUGCUUACUUGAACUCAAAGAUCAUUCAUUAAAUGAGGAAAUCCAGGGUUACCUCAGUUCAGAUAGACAUACAGGAAGAGACCUCUCAUCUUCAAUGUGCACAGUGCUGACAUAUGUACUGCUCAUGUCAGAGAAGGUGCUGGAUGAGUUCAACCCAAAGAGGUUCACGUCACCUUCAAACUACGAGAGACUCAUCCCAGCUGUGAGAUGCUGCAGAAAAGCACUGCUGUGUGGGUGUCAUCUCACUGCUCAGUCCUGUGAAAGUUUGUCUUCAGCUUUACAGUCAUCAAACUCUGUCCUGAGAGAGCUGGAUCUGAGUAACAAUGACCUCCAGGAUCAUAGAGUGAAGCUUCUUUCUGAUGGACUGAAGAGUCCAAACUCUAAGAUGGAGAUAUUGAGAUUGUCCAUAUGUAAUCUCACUGCUCAGUCUUGUGGGAGUUUGUCAUCAGUUUUGAAAUCCUCAAACUCUGUCCUGAAAGAACUGGAUCUGAGUAACAAUGACCUGCAGGAUUCUGGAGUGAUGCUUCUUUCUGAAGGACUGAAGAGUCCAAACUGUCAGCUGGAGAUACUGAGGUUGUCUGGCUGUAUGGUGACAGAGAAAGGCUGUCAUUAUGUGUCUUCAGCUCUGAGUUCAAACCCCUCACACCUGAGAGAGCUGGAUCUGAGCUACAAUCAUCCAGGAGAUCCAGGAGUCAAGCUGCUUUCUGAAAAACUGAAGGAUCCAAACUGCAAACUGGACAAACUCUACUGUUUGCCUUCACAGACAUAACCAACUGUUUUUGUAACCAGGGCUUGAUAUUACCAACCCUCCAAAUGCAGGUGGAUUUCAGCAGUGGUGGGUAACACGGUCACUCCCACUAGACACUUUGGCAGGUUGAAUUUUAUAACAGAGCUUGACAUUAAAGCUUGUCUGGGACAAGUGGAUUUUUUGAAGGGACAAUCUUUUGGAGAAAUCAACACAAAUGAACACAACUGCACAAGGAACAUACUGCUGUAAAAAUCUAGUUUUACUUUUAGUUAUACAACAUGUCAUGAUCAAGAGAGUGCAGUUUUCCUUGAAAACCACACUUGUAAAUGUGACACUGAUGUUGGAUAACAAAAAUGGUUAAAAACAAAGAUCACAGCAGAACAGUCAAGUAACACUGAGCAACAUACAGCAGUUUUUCGUUACUGAAUGAUUCGCUGUUUCUGAAGGAAUAAUUUCAUGAAGAGAGGCAAUUGCUUCAUUCUUGAAUGAAUCAUCCUGUGUUUGAAGGCAUGACUCAGUGACUCAUUCAUUAAAACAGUCACUUGCUGCCACCUAUUGGUGGUUUACUUUCAUAUUUAAAAGUAGCUUAUCUUUGUAUUUUAUCCCAACAUUUCAUAUUUUUAUAUAUAAAAAAAAAAAACUGAUUUUAAACACCAAGAUCAUAACAUUAUUUAUACUGUAGCAAUUUUACAAUGUAAAUGCUUUCAUGCUACAUUUUAGCUUCAUUAAAUGUGUAAAUGCAUUGAGACAUUGAGAAGACUUUGAAAAUAAGAGACCUGGAAAUCAAUUUAAAUACAUUUUAGUAUGCAGUAACUUUAGUCAUAUAAAACAUAAUUUCCCAACAACAAAAUUGUGUGGCCAAUGAAAAAGCUAAUUAUGGAAAACCACUAGCCACAGUGGCUGGUGAGCAAAAAAGUUAAUGUCAAGCUCUGUUUUUAACUCAUGUAUUUUUAACAUAAACUUGUGUCUUUGACAGUUUAAGCAAUAAGACAUUAAAGAGAACUUAGUUUAGUACUCACAUGCCGUGUGACAGACACUUUCUGUCCGUGUGCUGUGGAUGUGUGCGCUCAGAAAACCAUAUAUCAGAAGUUUAAACUGAAAUGCCUAUAAAACACAUGAUUUCAGUGUGAUGUACAUGAUAAUCAAAACCAAACAUUUUGAUUUGGAAGAGAUCUGAGAUACGAGCUGUAAAGCCACAGCUCUGUUCGAGGAACGGGGUGGGAAGCAGCAGCUCAUUUACAUUUAAAGAAGCAUGCAUGAAAACUGUUUCUGCUUCCACUAUAAUAUAAUAAAUGAUCUGUGGGGUAUUUUAAGCUGAAACUUCACAAAUGCAUUCUGGGGACACCUGAGACUCAGGCUAUGUUCACACUGUCAGUUUUUGGGAUUGACAACUGCAUUAACUUGAUGUGAGUCUUGAAAUGUCCAGUUAACAGCUAACAGUAGCGUCUGGAAUAUUGUCUGAGUGCAAUGGGAAUCAAGCCUGUAUUCCUUAUCAGUAACCAAAGUAAUAUCCAAGAUGGCAAUGUCCAUAAAACUGAAAGUCCUAUCACUUUCUGACACGACAAGAGACACGAGCCGCGAGUUCAUCCAUCAAACCGACAUUAUCCGACAGCAGCUUUUAAACUUGUGUGAAGAGAGGAGCAGAACACAAAACUGACAAGAGCGACUCCAGUGGAGACUGAAUAUAAACUUUCAGAUGACACACUUCUCAUUUCUCAAUCACUAAGUUACUGAAACCACACAUGAAAGCAUAUAACACAUGGUAGAUGCACAUUUGUGCAGCAGAACCUCUCUCUCACACUGAAUGACGAGACAGUUGUUCAGUCCUGUUCCGUUCACACAGCACGUGUGUUCUGAGAAUGUGAUUUGUGAGUCCUGAAAAUUUCCAGGUGUGAGAUUGGUUAAAUAAUAUGUAAAUUUUCACACCCAUUAAUAACUGUACUGUGUGUGAACGUAACAGUAUAAAGGGCUCAAAUACAGGACUGACAACUGUAUUCUGCUGCUGUGUGAAUGUGGCCUUAUAUUACAUUUUUGUAAAAUGGGGCAUAAUAGCUCACCUUUAACAGGUGUUAUCAUUUCUGGUGUGUUUUAAAGCAUGUUUAACAUGUUUUUGUCUCAAUAAUCUUUUCAAAAUCAUUGAAAGUCAAAAUCGUAAUUAGGUUGACUUAGGAAAGCCGACCUACUGAAAUGCUAUCUAACUCCUCCUCCUUCUUCUUCUUCUUCUUUUGAGACUUUUAAAAUGCAUCUUCUGGAGUUUUCAAGAUACAGUUCAUCCACCAAAUACAGCUCAGAUCCUCAGACUGUUGUGAUUUAGUAUGCUAUUAUAUUUACUAACUGAUCAGAUUUAUGAUUUUCAUAAAAAUGACAAUUAAAACUGGGAAAAAUCUCAUUGACUUAGGGGCCGUUUACAUUACAAUGUUUUCAGACAAAAACUGCAAACUUUUUAUGUGUUUCACCUGUUUGUUUACAUUGGGGACUGAAAAUGCAUUAUUUUGAAAAUAGGUUUCAAAGUGCAAGUUUUUGAAAAUGCCACCGUUGUUGUUUCUGUGUAAACACUCAAUAUGGGAAUCUUUGGUGACGGUGACGUCAUGCGUGUGCGUAGUUGACAGCGCUAACUACCCAGGUAUCCAAAAUGAUCUGGCCCAAUAACGGCCCAAAUGCAGCAAGCUGGAAGAAAUAACUUGGGCCAGUUGCAGUUGCCGAACUCUUGUGAAUCACGGGAAUGAGCUGACACUGCCAUAUGUAUAUAU